Helianthus annuus (common sunflower) is the source of this 789-nucleotide messenger RNA. RefSeq lists its product as uncharacterized. Bases 234 to 593 code for a protein of 119 amino acids. The transcript has 3 exons. The record is from RefSeq and is a predicted model, not a curated record. NCBI's taxonomy places the organism in Eukaryota, Viridiplantae, Streptophyta, Magnoliopsida, Asterales, Asteraceae.
AUAUUGUUUGCGUUGAAGGUUGCAUUCAAUUUUCUCAAUUUCUUGAAAACCCAACAUUCAAAGACCAAGAAUAUCAACACCCAACUUCUCAAUUUCAGUAAAGUUUCAGUCUUUAUCAAUCUUGACCCAAAAUACGUUGAAUUUUCACAAUAUCUUGAAAACCCAACAUUAAAACAUCAAGAAAAUCAACACCCACUAUCUGAAUUGCUAUAAAGUUUCAAUCUUGACCCAAAAUGGUGGUAAAGAUGAUGAAAUGGAGACCUUGGCCACCAAUAUUAUCAAGAAAGUUUGAGGUGAAAGUGGUGGUGAAAAAGAUGGAAUUUGGGGGUUGUGAUCCUGUACAUGCGGACACAGAGAAAGAUUAUCAUAGGGUUGUGGAGAUCAAGUGGAAAGGACCCAAGAUCACUCUUGGUUCAUUGAGGAGAACAGUGAAGAGAGAGGUUACAAAAGAUGGGAGUAUUGUUGAUCCAAACGGUGUCGUUUUUGUGGGAUCAAGAAUUUUGUUCAGUUUGUACCCUUUCUGGUAUAAAGAAAAUGAGUUUCUUCCUUGGGAGAUUGGGUUCAAAGUCUUAAAUUUCUUUCAUACAUUUUGAUUCGAUGGUAUUUAAUUCGAGUUAGUUUCUGUUUAAACCUGCCGCAAUGAGGGAGGGAUUGGUACGUUUUCUUUAUCUUUUACUUGGUUCAACUUUCGAUAUAAAUUUUGCUCAAGAACCACAUAUCUACGUUUCGAGUUAGUAUAGUUUUUAACAUAGCAUUUUUUGGGCUAAAAUAUAAUAUAUUUUCAUUCGA